This is a messenger RNA of Plenodomus lingam JN3, 216 nucleotides long. RefSeq lists its product as uncharacterized. The record is from RefSeq and is a predicted model, not a curated record. Lineage: Eukaryota; Fungi; Ascomycota; Dothideomycetes; Pleosporales; Leptosphaeriaceae.
AUGACAGCUGGAAUGGGCACCUUUGGUGGUUCUGUGCUUGAGCAGCUCAGCGACGGCGAGAGCGCCUCAUCGCCCAAAGCAGACAGGUGUCGCCAAGCCUUUCGGCCUCAUCGGGUCAAGGCAGCAAGCCGAGCUGUGUGCUCCGGCCGCAAUCAGGACGCUCAUUGGCCACAAUGUAUUAUUAGCGAUGCGGACUCUCGCGUGGUCGUCCGCUGA